Messenger RNA from Haliotis rubra (blacklip abalone), 510 nucleotides. RefSeq names its product interleukin 17-like protein. The transcript has a single exon. Lineage: Eukaryota; Metazoa; Mollusca; Gastropoda; Lepetellida; Haliotidae. Gene Ontology annotation, molecular function: cytokine activity. Gene Ontology annotation, biological process: inflammatory response. The coding region runs from base 1 to 510 and encodes 169 amino acids. The record is from RefSeq and is a predicted model, not a curated record. Gene Ontology annotation, cellular component: extracellular region.
AUGGAAGCAAUAACAUCACCAUCGUCAUCUCGCCACGUCGUCAAGCUGUUACUGGCGCUGAUGUCCUGUGUCACUGCCCAACACACCCACUGUAGGGAAGCAGGUAACAUGACUGAGUUGAUGGACAGAUUCAACAGGUUAAAUCCCGGCAUGUUUCUCCAUUAUAACCCACAUGGACCUCCUAAUGGCGGGACUCCGUCCACCGACUCUCCAACUCUGAGCUGUCCAAGGUCUCUGGGAGAUCCUUCAGCUGGUGUGAAUGACAAAGCUCUCUGUCCAUGGACGACAAGAGUGGUGCCCUACCCUGGUCAGUUACCCCCGUAUCUGGUAGAGGCCGAAUGCCUGUGUUCGAGGUGUGUAGAGAAGAAAGGAUUCAGUUGUGAACGCGUCACGUACUCCAUCUGGGUGCUGCAACAGACAGGAGAGUGCAGUUCCGGCGUCCAGGUGUACAGGAAGGCACAGAAGGAAGUCACAGUGGGGUGUACCUGUGUCAAUGCACGAACCAACUGA